Trypanosoma grayi is the source of this 13560-nucleotide messenger RNA. Its product is annotated as Hydin. Gene Ontology annotation, cellular component: axoneme. The coding region runs from base 1 to 13560 and encodes 4519 amino acids. Gene Ontology annotation, biological process: axonemal central apparatus assembly; cilium movement. The transcript has a single exon. The record is from RefSeq and is a predicted model, not a curated record. NCBI's taxonomy places the organism in Eukaryota, Euglenozoa, Kinetoplastea, Trypanosomatida, Trypanosomatidae.
AUGUAUCAAUCACAAGGCGCCGCCUCCGGCGCGACUGGCGGCAAUGGCCCCACAGUGGGCACCGUCGCGGCCUCCACUCGCUUCCCCAAGACUAUGACGUUCGAAGUGAACCCAGAUGAAAUUUUCUUUCAUGACUUUGAACCCCACAAGACGUACGAGGCAUCGCUACAUCUAAAGAACGUCACAAAGGAGGCGCAGUACAUUCGCGUCGCACGGCCGGCAAGCCGAUUUCUGGUGUUGAAACUGCCGCGGCACGGCGUCACGACGAUGAAGGUUGCCUCUGGCCUCUCCAUCACGUACAAGGUGCUCUUCACGCCUGAGGAGAACCGCGACUACGCGUGCGACCUCGUCGUGACGACCGACCACGAAGAGUUCACUGUUCCCGUGCGCGCCGUCGCGGGCCGUGGCCGUCUCACGCUGCCGGGUUCCUUCACGGUUUCGCCGUGUCCGGUGAAGGGCAGCGCCGAAACUGCGCUUUUCCUUCGCAACACCGGCCGAAUGGAGUGCCAAUGGCGUGCGGAGGCACCGGCGCCGUUCGCCAUCACACCGUCCUCUGGCAUUGUGCCGCCGGAUGGAGGCGUCCUCCCCGUCAGCGUUGUCUUCUCCCCGCCGACGCUGCAGCAGUACGACUCCACUAUUGUCUUCCGCCUUGGCCCGGAGGAGGACAUGGUGCAAGAGUUACCCCUCACAGGGAGCGCCGUGGAGGUGGCGGUGGUGCUGGAGCAGAGCACAUUGGAGUUUCCUAGCACAUUCGUCACGCUGGAGAAUCAGGCAGUGGUGCGUGUGCGGAACGACAGUGACUAUACGGUGCACUUCACGUGGAAGUCGGACCGUACAGAGGCGGAGGAGGCGCAGGCGACAGAACACAAUCUGUUGCAGCAGUCCGAGUUGGUCACAUACACAGUGAUGUCGAAAUCACAGAAUGAUGCAACCCAAAAACGACUUGCAAGGGAACGACUAGAUAUUCUCGCAAAGGCAGGACGCGUGUUUGAUGAUGACGUAUUCACGCUCGAGCCAGUUAGUGGUGUGAUUUACGCGAAGGGAAGUAAAGAGUUUGUUGUCACCUUUAAUCCACAACUCACCAUGGAUUACCUCGCCACUGCCUACCUCGACAUCAGCGGCAGGCGGCAGCGACUCCCGUUACAAGUAAAAGGCACAGGUCUCGGUCCACAGUGCGAAUUGGAGUACAGCCGUCUAGACAUUGGUGACAUCUUCGUAGGUGCACUGCACGAGUACGAGGUGGCCAUUAUGAACAAGGGCUGCAUUGAGGCACGCUACACGGUGCUGCCUCAGGAUACGCUUAUGGGGCAAAAGUUUACGUUCUCCCCAUCGGAGGGUGUCCUGGCGCCUGGCACACACGAGACGCUUGUUAUUCGCCUUCAGUCCGACCUCGUCGGCCUCAUAUCCGAGACAUUUCGCAUUCAUCUUCACGGCUCUCUCGCAGAUCGCACACUCCGCUUCCGCGGUCGUGUCACUGGGCCCUCACUUCAGUUCGAUGUUGAGAACCUUGACUUUGGUAAUGUCUCAUACAACUUCCUCCACUCCCGCACAACGACGAUGCUGAAUACCGGUCAGGUCCCUAUUCACUUCCAUCUGCGCAUCCCCGAAUCCACCCCGCUCCACACGGCGAUCACGGUUGUCCCGUCCGACGGCGUCAUUGCACCUAAUGGGCGGCAAGAAAUACGCGUCGAUUUCACCUCUAGCACGGUGGGUGACUGCGAGACGGUGCUGUUAGUCGACGUGGACGGUGUUGGCAAAGCGGUGGAGUCGCUCCCCAUAAGGGCCGCGUGCCUUGUGCCAGCACUUCAAUUAUCUAUGGAGCAGCUGCAUUACGGUACCUGCUUCGUUGGUCACGAGUACACCAUGAACCUGGAAGUCGUCAACAAGACUGCACUCCUUGGCAGGUAUGAGGUUACCAUGCUUAAUGAAGAUGGCGGGUGUGCGGUGAAUGCAAGUGUUGUUAUUGGGUCGGCAGGUGAAUCACAAGGUGCUGAAGAGAUUAGUCCGCGUAGUCGAUCCCAAGUUCCGGUCAAACUAACACCUUUGGUUGUUGGUGGACUGCGUAUGACGCUGUACGUGCGUGUGUUGGGCUCGGACGAGCCGCCACUGCCUGUCCUUGUGACUGCGACAGCGCGUGGGCCGACCGUGACAGUGGAUUCCAAGGCGAUUGCGUUCGGCACGCUGACGUUGCUGGAACACGCAGAGCGAGACCUCUUGUUAUCCAACACGAGUCCUAUCCCCGCCUUCUUCACCGUACGCCUCCCACACCGCGAAACGCGGGAGGGUAACUCAGUCUUUCAUCUCGAGCAGACAGAGGGUGAAAUACCGCCAUACGGCAGUUUUGUGGUGAAAGUGUCGGCGUGUCUGGACGACUCGCGACCCUUCACGGACAAGAUCCAAGUAAAGGUUCGGUACGCAGAGGAUGAUGCGCAGGUCAUUGCAGUCUCUGCAACCGGGAAGGGCUACGCACUUGUCCCCAUCGAGCCUAUUGACAAGAUUGACUUUGGCGAUGCCUUCACCGAGACACAAGUGGAGAAGCCGUUGGUGCUCACCAACAAGGGCCGGCGCGACAUUGAUGUGCUGUGGACAAACCUGCGCGGCACUCGUGUGAAGCCUGGCGGCCCACCCAUUGUGUUUCACAUCCACCCCGAGAAUGCCGUUAUCAGUGCUGGUGAAUCCUUCACGUUUAAGGUGCAGGGGUUGGUGAAAUUUGCGGGUAACUUCACUGAGGAGUUCGUGCUGAAGGACAAGAGGGUCUUUAGACCUAUUCUUACUUCCAGUAUAACAGGAAACUUUGUCCCCCCGUUGAUCGCCUACAGCACAAAGAAGAUCGGUUUCGACUACAUCUACGGUGCCGAGGGAGAGGCAGGCCAGACGGUUAUGACAAAGACAUUUACGAUGAAGAACAUCACGACACGGCCGCUACGGGCGGUACUGAAGCGUUUGGAGGUGCCGUCAGGGAGUCCCUCUCCGUUUCAUUUGGUAGAGCCAACGUCCUUUGGUCUCGCGAGCGGUGAAACACGCAUUAUAGGUGUCACCUGCAAUACCGCCUAUCGCCACGACAACAUUGCCCACUCAGUAAAGGGCCGGGUUCUAGUCGCCUUCGAAAACCAUCCAUUUACUGAGUACGUGAGCCUUUCAGCCGACAUUGCAUUUCCGACCAUCCGCAUUGAACCCGAAGGAGAGCAGGUGAACUUUGGAUCUAUUCUUGUGGACACGGAGGGGCGUUCGGAGCUCACCCUGACGAACCUCUCAUCUUCCGUUGCAGCAAACUUCUUGUGGAGUAUCGAGUGCCAUGACGAGGCCGCAGAGGGGCAGUCUGAGGUAAAGCAGAAACAAUUCGACUUUGUCCCCUUUCGUGGCACCAUCCCACCUGGUGGACAGCGCGUCGUUGAGGCUGUUUUCUACGGUACGCGUGGACGACACGAGGCCACCGCGACGUGUAUGCUGGAGGGCGGGCCAAAAUACAAAGUGGGCCUCGUGGGCUGGAGCGACGCCGCGGUGCGUUUCGACUGCACCAGCCUCGACUUUGGUGUUAUGCAUCACAGGGCAGUGGCGAAGAAGACCAUCACCAUCUCAAGCCUCUCGCGCGUUGCCGUUCCCUUCACAGUAGACCUUGCCUCGCUGCGGCAACCAGGGUCUUUGACAGUAAAGCCGCUGAGCGGGAUUGUGACGAACAAAGUCUCACUCACUGUGGCAUUCAGGCCGUUAAUACCAGAGGAGGUUGUAGAGACAUUCUUUGUGCAGGUGGGUCACCUCGACCCACAGCCCAUCACGGUGUGUGGUCUUGGUCAGACAAGUGCUAUGACAGUGGCAUUGUGCGACAAGAAUGUGACAUUGACUCGCGUGGAGGACGCAACGUACCUGCGUUGCCUUGAGGAGCUCGCAGAUAGCGACUGGGUCCCGUAUCACACAAAGGCUGGCUACACGCCAGAUCUGUCGCACGUCGUACCCCUAGCGAUAGAGGCUGAGCGGAUGGCGUUCUGUCGCAACAUUCUAGCUACCUCGUCGACGUCAACACCAUCGGCAACUGAAGUACAGCGCGUCGCUGGUGGCGGUACUGAGAAGAAAAAAGAAGAACCACUUGUCCUCUCACGGUAUGUGGUUGAAUUUGGCCACAUGACACGGCAGGAAACCCGCACUGUAAAUCUUACGCUCGUGAACACGUCCAUGUACUCUGUGUCAGUUCUGCUUGACAAGCGGGCAAUUGAACCCUUGCCGCUGCGCAUUGAGCCGCUGAAGAUUCCCACGAUGUCACCCUUCACAGAAACAGAGGUGAGCCUGAUACUCGCAGCUGAUGACCCGGAAAAAAUUGCGACUGGCGAGAACCAAUUCGAGUUCUUUCUUGAUAUUAAUAAAGGACCCCGCGUCAUUAUUGAGGUGCGCUGCUUUGUUGCUACACCAAUAUUGGUGCCUUUUGAAAACACGGUGGACUUUGGCGACAUCCUUCUUGGUCAUGUGAAGAAGAUACCGCUGCACUUUGUCAACAACGAGGCCGUCCCAUGUUCGUGGAAGAUGCUGCUGAUUGAGUCCAAGCGGAAAGAAGAAGGCGAUGCUAAUGCCGGUGCCGUCACCCCCACCGCUGUUACUGUUGCUACAUCUGCUUCUGCAGGGACAUCACUUGGCAAUUCCAGACGGCAGUUCAAAGUGAACAAGGACCGAGGAACACUUGCCCCCAACAAUUGCAUGACCAUCCAGCUGAAUUUUAUGUCAAGAUUCAAAGGGCCCGCAAAGGCCAAACUGCGCCUCCGCUACACAUCCAAUCCGGAGGAUUAUUACAUUGUGAUACGAGGCAACGUUGUGGGGGUAGAUGUAGAGUUUUCUCCGUCACCACUGGUGUUCCCACCGGUGUUUCCGUGUCAGACGAUGAGGAACGCCUUCGUCAUCACGAACAACGAGGAGCGGCCAUUGGAAGUGUUCAGCAUGCAGCUUGAUCAGAAGUACCGGGUGGAGCUCAACAUUCUGCGGCACACCCUCGCAAUGCAGAAUACGCCGAGUGGUAAGGAAAGGGAACUCCACCUCCCGAUUCGUGAGGCAGGCUACUCGCUCCCGGGGCCACUCCUCGACGCCGCAUUUACGGAAAUUCAAACAGAGGAGUCGGGGCUUGAGUACAAGGAGCCGGAGGCCGAUGAUGAUAACCUAACAGAGCGGCGGGCUGGAAGUCGGGGAUCGUCGCGGCGUCCGCACUCUUCGCAGCCGCGGACCGAAGCACCAGGAGCGACCCCAUCGCAGCGUGAGCGGCCAGCAACACGUGCAGCGUCCGCAGCCUCAGGAGUGAAUGUAGUGAGGCCACAGCUAGUGGUCGUCACUGGGCCACCUUUUGCAGGAAGGACGACACAAACACGGAAGUUGAUGGAGGAGCGGAACCUGACGCAACUCGAUCUGGACCUCAUGGUACGUGCAGAGGCUGAAUUUGAUACAGCAGAAGGAGAGAGCAUCCGUAACAUCCUCUCGGAACGAAGGGAACGCGGCUCAGCGCGUACAACAGAGGAAGCUGUUAACUGCAGUACCCCGGUCCCCGUAGAGAACCUUGUUAACUCAAAUGUGGUGAAGAUUCUCUACGCACUUGUAACGCGUCAUCUCACAUCACUUAGUGGGUCGGAGAAUGUGAUAGUAGAUGAUAUCAAAUCGAUCCUUACCGAUGACCGAGAGGCGGUGUUAUUCGCCAUUGAGAAGGCAGCAACUACUACAGGAAGGGCACUGCAGAUCAUCUCACUUUGCGUGAGUGAGGCGACAGUGGGGCUCCGCCGCAACCUUGAAAAACAGCAGAGGUGCAGUCAAGGCGCUGAAGAGGCUAUGACAGUGCCGCUCACGGAGGAUGAAUACGAACAACUCUCCGCUGACGAGCGUGACGCAUACAAUCACCGUCUGCUACAUUAUAACACAUGCAAGCGGGCCCUAGCGGAAGCCACAAAGGAGGUGGCACGCUUCAGUGAAGAGCGGAAGAGUGCGGAGCAGCUAUCGGUGCAGGCUAUGAUCGAUGCUUCCAUUGCCGCAAAAGAAGAGCAGGAGGCCCUCUUGCGAAGCACCACGAAGGGCAAAAAGCAUGCGCCGGAGCCGCGUCCCAAGCCGGUGUGGAACAACCUCUCCGAGCUCGAUCAGUAUAAGGAACUCUAUAUGUUGCUGCGCCGCAUGAAUGGCACAAUGCACACCGCUGUUGACGCUGAGGGAAGUGACGAGGCGGUGACCAAGGCAAUUUUGGAGCAGGCAUUCCCGCUCUCAGACACAGAAAUGGAGUUGAGGCCGGCCACACCAGUCUCCAAUGAGAAAACAGAGGAGGUGCAACGACGUGUGGAUUAUUCGCCCGAGGCAAGAGGAUUCGGUUUGUGGGAGUUGAUUGAUGACAGCCGUGUGCGGCGCACAGUCGAGUCAUUGGAGGAAUUCCGUUUUUUCUCCGUUGUGCAACGUGAUGCAGUUGUGAAGAAGUCACCGAAGGGGGCGGCGCAGCAGUUGGUGUCGGUGGUAGAGGAAACAACGAGGUGGAUAGUCCCGCCCAAGUCGUCGGUGUGCGUCACCGUUGUGUUCUCCAGCGAGAAGCUGGGGAAACACGCAACUUCCUUUUUCUUUGGUAUCACAGGCACGAGUCAAGAAAUCGUGCUGCCUGCCGUUGCGCGCAUCGCGUACCCGGAGAUAUGCCGUGAUGAGAAGAGUGUUUUUGCCGUGACGAAGCCACGUGCAAUUGCCGGAAAGCAGAUGAGUCGCGUCUUUCUUACUUCGAAGCGGACGUACGAAUUCGGCCCUCUUAUCGUCGCUGGUGGGGGAAUGGCAACACCGCUACCGUCCGUCCGUAAGCUCAACAAGCGGGCGAGUGACGUUGGAAUGAUUUUCAAGAGGAACAGUUCCCUCGCUCUCCGGGAGAGUGGAGCACAGGAGACCAUGACCUUCACAAACAGUGGCAUAUUCCCUGCGGAGGUUACGGUUUCCUUUGGGAAGGAGAAGGAAAACACCUUCACUGUGACACCGAGUAAGUUCACAUUACCAGUAGGGGAAAAGACGACGGUGGUACUGCGUGCCGUGCCGGAAACAAUUGGUGAAAUCUCAUCACGGCUCGUCGUAACAGUGCGUGACAACCCAACACCCUGGUACGUUAAUGUCUCCUGUAUUGGUACGCGACCAGCCGUAACGCUUGAUGGGAAGAAGGAGUCAGUGGCGCAGUAUGGACGAUGCUUGCUUACUCGUCAGGUUGAGAAAGCAAUCAUUAUUGCUAAUGUCAGUUUGAUGCCUGUGCGCUGGCGUAUCUUGGGUGUUGAAAAAUUGCCAAAGGAGUUUGAGCUGAACUCCCCUGGUGGUCUUCUAGACGUGAACGCUGUCUUCCCGCUUGAGGUGGCCUUCAAGCCGACACGAACAGGCGUGCACAACAUACCGCUUAAGGUGGAAGUGACAGACUCAGACGACGUGCCGUUUGAGUCUCUCCCAUUGGUUAUCAAGGCUGAGGCACAUGAUACAGUCCUGGAAUGGACUCGGGAAGUUGAUUUCAAGCUUAUGCAUGUGGGUGAUACAAAGAAGGAUACAGUGCGCAUUCUCAACAAGGGCCCGUACGAGGUUGGCUAUAUACUUCGGAUUCCUAAGUGUUUGCAAGGCCUUAUUACACUCUCACCAAGUGAGGGACUGUUACGCGGGCUCGUCGGCUAUAAAGAUGCAUCAUUAGUGAACGUGGAUGUGACAAUCCGCUUCGAGAAGGAAGGUGAAAUUCCUUCAGCACUUGGUGUGAUUGAGGCCUCAUUCUUUGAUCCCAUCGGAAAUGAACUAUUGUUUCCAGUGCAAAGCAUCCCUGUGAAUGGGGAAGCGUGGUACAAUCGUUUCACUAUCAAGCCGUCCUGUAUUGAUUUUGGAUCCUGUUUCACCGAUCAGAAGAAGCAGUGCUCCUUCGAGCUGCGCAACACUGGUCGCUUCCCGCUCAACUUCCGUCUGUUUAACUACAAAAAUGGCCCCGCAUUGCCCACGGCAGAUGAGGAUGAAACCACAGUCAAGAAGCACCGAAAGUCAGCCAAGGCAGAACCAGCGUUUCAACUUGGUGCCUUCACAGUGUCACCGAGUAGUGGAACCGUCCCGGUGGGUGAGGUGUUUGUGUUCCAAGUGGUCACUCUGCAAGGCGACAAGACGAGUCAUAAGGAGACACUCGGCAUCUACGUUGACCACUGUGAGCCGGAUUUGGAAGCGAAGGGGGUGCCGUUUGAACUUGUCGCUUCACCAACAACACCUGGCAUAGUGGCGGACCUGACGUCCUCUGUGGAUGUGGAAACAGUGUUUGAGGAGCAGCAGGUGGUGACUAGCAUGGCACAGUGCAACAGGUCGAUGCGCGCCUAUGUGAGGGAUAGUGGUCUCUUCUCAUUUGGGGCGGCUCUUGUUGGCAGCCGGUUGGAGGAGCGAUUCCGCAUCGCCAAUUCCAGUCCACUAACAUGUUUAGUGAAGCUGCAGCUGCUACCAAAGUAUCCACGCGAAAAGAAGGAGAGAGAGAAGAAGGAUAAGGAUGCGAUACUUGGCGUGGACGGUUUUGAAUUGUUGAUAGAUGGGGAGCCGGAGGGUACAGACACAAUGCAACUUCCAUCAUUCGAGAGCCGAUUUGUGACGGUGAUUUUUACCCCUCCAACACUGCAAUCAUUUAAUGCUCGUUUUGAAGCUGUUGUUAUGGGUGGGACAGAUCCUAAAACCAGCGCCCUACGCUUUGAUCUUUCAGGCGAGGGUGUCCUGCCAACAGUGGAGUACAUCCUUCCGCCACGACUGCAGAUUCCAUUUGUUGUGAAGCCACCCACACCAACAAAGAGGAACGCCAAGGUGCGUGGACGGGAGGCAAAGAGAUCGGUGAGUAUGCAGCAUGUAUUGGAAGAUGCUGCAAACGCCGGCGCCGGUGACACGAUACAGCUUCCACUCACGCUUCUCGGGGCAGUGUCAACUCGGUCUUUUACAGUGCGGAACACUGGUGAUAUUACCGCCCACAUUCGACUAACGGCACCAGAUGAGUUUCCGAAGGAUAUUUUGGUGUCAAAGUUACGCGAAGAAAUCUUACUCCCUGUUGGAGGCGAGGAAACUUUCACACUCUCCUUUACACCGACCGCUGUGGUAAAGCGACGUGUGCGGCUACGUGUUUCUGUGACGGAGAAUCCGUACGAGGACCGCGAGCUGUGGGUUGUGGGCGAGAGCUAUUUCCAGACCAUCAGUUUCGACAACAUUGACCCGGGCAGUGAAGAUCACCUCUCUCUGGGCCACUGGUACGUGUCGCAGCCGAAGGAGCAUGUGGUGACGCUGCGCAACAACAGCCCCCACGCGGUGCGUUUCGCGUGGGACUGUUCCUCUAAUGCCCUACGCUGCUCACCGAUGAUAGGGCAUCUGUCAGCUGGUGCAUCGAAGCCGAUAACGUUGCGGCUCUUUGCAGACUCAGUGUCAAAGGCAACAAUUCAGUGCGCACUCCGCGUGGUGUCAAUUGAGAUGUUGAAGGCGGAUGACUGGGACAACACGCAGACGAAGGCCAAAUGGGUAGCGAUGGCCUCCGCCAGCGAUGAGACACAGACUACAUCAUUAACUUCAGAGACCGACAGCCGGCGGAACCUGCGCAAAGUUGUCGAAGCGAUUCCGGAGCCAAUAUACAACCCCACCAACGACCUCUCAGUGCAGAAGACGCUCUACGUGAGUUAUGCAUGUGAUUUUACAUCAUACAAGGUCACGUUGCCAAUGAACGACGGCGUGGGAGCUUCUGAUCCCAUCACGUUCCCAGUGACAAAGAUCUUCCAGAAGAGAUCUACCCCUCUGCGCAUCACUAACACGGGACUAAACGUCUUGCCCUUCUCGUUUGAGGUGAAUGGCGUGCACAAUCGCUCUUCUGGUGACAUGGAUCUCACCGGUGUCUUCAGUGUGGACCCUGUCGAAGGAGAAAUUGCACCCCAGAGGCAUCUUGACGUGCGUGUUACAUUUGCCCCAAGAACUGUCGAGAGUGUCACGCAGCUACUCGUUGGGACCUUUCUGUACAGUCAAGAUCCCAAACUGUACCUGCCAAUGCAGGGAAGCGCGGAGUGUCCACUAGUUCACUUCAAUGUGCCGCAGUGUGACUAUAUGUCUAACCGAAUCGACGGCGAGGCUGGACCUGAUCUGAACCCUGAGACUAUUGCUGUCAUGUUCAACGCAUGCGGCCUACAGAGCAAAUCCACUGUUAGCUUUAAGGUCAUUAACCCCACCACGUCGACGUAUCGGUUCGAAUGGAUCGGUGAUCCCUUGUCACAGCGUCUCUCACCGUUCCGUUGUCUUACGCCAUCCGGCUCUAUAUCAGCGGGAAAGCAGUGUGAGAUGACCUUCGAUUACACUGCCACUUCUAUCGGCCUUCGCGAAUCGAAAUGGAGUUUCAUCAUUACGGGUCAGGUGUCCGUGCCAUUCUUGCUCGUUGGUAAGGCAGAUGAACCAAACGUGUUUCUGCACGUGAGCAGGGUACAUUUUGGAGGCGUAACCGUUGGUAACAAGACCGAAAGAAUCAUCCAGCUGGAGAACCGUGAAGAUGUUCCCUUCCCCUUCUCUUUUGACCGUGCCUCAUUGGACAGCGAGACCUCCUUUGUCGGGGUGAAGCCGCUAAGCGGCGUGGUUCCAGCCAAGUCUGCAAUCCCACUUUCAGUGUGGUUUUGCCCGAAGGAAGAGAUCAUGGUGAAUGUCAAGUUGAUUUGCCGAGUGAAACGUCUGAGCGACCCGCUGACGAUAAAUGUGAAGGGUGAGGGCCUGCGUGUGCAUUCCACACUCAGCAUUGCGGACGAUGACGAUGACGAGACUUCCGAACCUGUUGAUGUGCCGCUAUCGCANCCGCUUUGCUUCAACCUUGGUCGCGUAGAGGUGGAUAAAGUUGUGAAGAAGCGGUUUGUGCUCACGAACGACGGGCAGUGCUCGAUGGAAUACUUAAUGAUGGUGCCGGAGCACCGCUCUGUUGUGUUGAGUCCACUUUCUGGCACAGUAGCGCCGAAGCAGCGCGCCGUUAUCAUGCUGGUUUAUUCUCCCACAGCGGAGGAAACACUGCGCAACUUCAAGAUUCAGUGCAGAAUCGAAAAGAACACAAUCUAUAAUAUCCGGUUGGGUGCUACGAGUUACGUGCCGAAACUGAAUCUGGGCUUUGACAAGUACGACUUUGGUCCGUGUUUUAUCACGGAGUUUUCAGCCGGUGCGGUGAUGAGCACGACACUGUCUAUGAUGAACGGUGAAGCCAACGAAAACAUGACGUUGGACUGUAUCCUUUUCAAGAAUGAUGUUUUCGAGUUGGAUGCCACCUCCUUUGUGCUUACACCUGGUGAAAUGCGGAACGUGAAGAUCAGUUUCACCCCGCGUGAGGUUGGCGAGUUCACUAGUGAGCUCAAGAUUCUCCUCAACAGCUCAUACCCCAUAUUCGUUCCGCUUACAGGUGAAGGUGUCAUUCCACGCAUUGAGGUACCGAUCCGAUUCCUAAAGUUGGGCACUGCACGGAUUGGCGAGCGCCGCACUGCGGAGCUGCGACUUGAUUGCCGCAGCCGCGCUCUCACGCCGGUGUCUCUUGCCAACUGUGUGGAUGCUGAUUUGCAAGAGAAGGGUGUUUCCAUCUCUCCCAAUGAGAUGUUCUUGUUGCGACCCCGCGAGGUGCGAAACAUCACUGUCUCCUUCAAACCUACAGCUCGUAUGCCGGAGUUCCAGCGUGAAUUACGUAUGGUUGUUUGUGGUCGUGAAAUGCCGCUAGCAAUUGUUUCUGCCUCCUGUGAGGACGCAGAGGUGCACCUCGAUGUGCAGAAUGUCCUCUUUGAUGAUGUCGUGGUAGGCGCCACAGCGUCCCGUCGCGUUGUUAUUAUGAACAGUGGUGACAUCUCCCAACGCUUCAAGUGGGAUUUGGUGUAUGGCACGACUGGUGAAAUGAAGGCUAUUCCGGCAACUGGAGUGGUGCGCGCCCACGCGGAGCAAACGUGUGAGUUUGUUUACGCACCAAAGAAGGUCGGUGCUACAUUCCGGCGCGCUGUGAUGGUGGAUUUUGACAAUGCAGCGCCCAUGUCAGUAAACGUGGAGGCGCACUGCGUGGAGCGACCAAAGGCGGAUGUGGUGGUGGAGUUCGAAUGCAAGGCGAGAAGCUCUCUGACGAAAAUGGUACCUAUAGAGAAUCUCACCGAUGUGCCGUUGACAAUACGACCUAUCAUUGAUAAUCGCCUCUGGACGGCACCGAAGCUGUUUCAGGUCAAUCCUAGGACCACUGCGACGCUGCCCGUAACGUACACGCCGACGCUCGUGACAAAGGAGAAGGAUUUGGGAAGCAUCUUUAUUCCGUUCCCCACUGGUGCUGCGCGCACGAUUCAGCUAGAGGGUGUCGCGACGUACCCCACAGAUGCCACCGCGCUGACGGAGAAAGUGGUCGAAGCCAAUACACCGCACUUGGAGACGUUCGAGGUGCACAACACCACAGCGCAGCCGUUGCGCUUCUACGCCAGCGUGAAUUGGGAGCCCGAGCCGGAGAAAGGUAUGGUGACCGUCAAGACACCAGUAAGUCUAGAUGUGCCGGGGAAGCAGACGCGCGAGUGCUCCGUCGCUGUCUGUUCACUGAAGGAGGGCGUCCUGCGCGGCACCGUGCAAUUCCGCUGUACAGAGCGCGAGGACCACGCGCAGUCUUUUCCCAUUGCGCUGCGUGUUGUGCCGAAAGCAGUGUCUUCCAAGACGGAGCUUGUCGCGACGGUGCGCAAUGUCGCCAUUCAUCGCUUACCCAUCACGAACCCGCUAGAGAAAAACGUCAACGUCACGACACGGGUGGAGAACGGCAGUGAUGUCAUAUUUGUUGAUUCCUCGCUCACAAUUCCACGCAAGACUACCGCGGAGUUGUCGAUCCGCUUCUUCCCGCUCGUGCACAAAGAGUACCCUAUGGCGAUUGUCACCGCUACGAGCGCGGAGCUUGGCACUACGACGUGCAAGCUUAACCUCAGAUCGAUGCCACCGGCUCCGGAGAAAGUCACGCGCAUCUCGUGCCCACUUGGGCAGAGUCUCGUGUUUCCCCUCCAAUUUGUGCACUACAGCAAGGCGAACUGCGACUUCACGGUGCGUGUGUUGUCGGACGCGAAGACCACACCCUUCACAAAAGCAGGGAAUACCGCGAGUGUGAAGGUGCAGGGCACCAUUCGACCAGAGGGACAAGACGUAGCUGUGGAGAUUCAGUACGAACCGACAAGUGUGGGCGAGACGCGAGACUCAAUCGAAGUAUUCUCGCCACAGGCCGGUCUUUACGUAUUCCCUAUUGUGGCAGUGUGCCUGCCGCCACAGCGCCAGGGACCUUUUGUCCUUCGUGCAGGGCAAUCGACGUUGGUUCCGUUCAAGAAUGUUUUCCAGGAGCCUAUCACGCUCGCCAUUUCGACUGACUCGCCCAGCUUUGUGGUUGCGAGACCCACCGAGAGUGUGGCGGCGAAGAAGAUGGUCAACAUUCAGGUUCUGCUCAAGUUGGACGAAGAUGUACAGACGGCGCAGACGGCGAAGCUCACUGCCACUGCCACAGUUCAAGGCGAGACGCUACAGUGGGUGUAUUACCUGAAGCGCUGCACCGCGGAUGGGCCAUCCUUGCUCACAUCGCCUGUCAGACGGAGGGAUCGAUGA